Messenger RNA from Talaromyces rugulosus, 2133 nucleotides. RefSeq lists its product as uncharacterized. The record is from RefSeq and is a predicted model, not a curated record. NCBI's taxonomy places the organism in Eukaryota, Fungi, Ascomycota, Eurotiomycetes, Eurotiales, Trichocomaceae. The coding region runs from base 1 to 2133 and encodes 710 amino acids. The transcript has a single exon.
AUGGCAGAAGAGGACGCGCGGCCGCAGACCAUCCAGGAGCGCAUCGCGGCGCUCAACCAGUCGCACGUCGGACGACCACCGGACAGCACUCCUCCCAUCCGACCUCCUGUUGCUCCCAGGGCGAAGACUGUUAAUAACCCGCCACACGAGGUGAAUGGCUCGGUCGUUGACAACAAACCCGUCGGAAACAAACCGGCUCCCAUUCGCCAGAAUGGACUUCUCCCACCGCCGGUUCCCAAGCAACCACCAGGCCUGGCGACGCAGAGGAAUGGCAGUCCAAGGGUAAACGGCAGCAAGCCUCCUCCGCCGCCUCUCCCAGUGCGUGCCCCGGCGCUGCCACCACGUCGACCUUCGGGACUAUCAGAAAGACGACCGUCGACUGAAUCCAUGGCGUCGACGACCUCUUAUGGCACGGCGUCCACUUCGGGCACUGUGAAUACGACAGAUAGUAGAAACCGGGUGCGAGCUCCAGCGUGGGGAGAGACUGAGCUACCUCCGCUUCCCGUUCGUAACAAGAGUGAAUCCCUCGUCCCUCAACAGCCCCAGCGCCCAAAAGCGUCGUCGGGAAAGUUUGACCUAGGCGAAGCUCGAAGUAGAGUGAAGUCCUUUGUGAAAUCCCCGCAUUUUCCUUCACGGACUUCUUCACAGACCCCUUCACAAACCCCCUCACAGACCUCUUCGCAAACCCCUUCGCAUGAUUCAAGCGAUAAUUACUCGGCGAGGCCUCGACUGCCUACCCGGCCCAGCGUGCAAUCGGACAGGUCAGAGCAAGUCGCUAGUGAUGAAGAGCCAGCUAGGCCGUCACUACCACGGAGGAUACCCCCUCCUCCCUCUUCGGAAUCUCUCAAUAAGAUCAAGCAGUCAUCUUUUUCCACGCUCAGCAAGCAUGUCGAAGAAGAAGAGGAGCCAGCUGCCAAUGCACCACCGCCUAUUCCCAUGACAUCACGUCCAGAUCUGUCGGCGCUCCAGGCGACAAAACCCAAACUCGGUGCCAACAAACAGUUUUCCUCGCCAGCUCCGGCUGCCUCUACGGUCUGCAUGAUCUGUCGAGACUUUUCCGGUCCAGACAACCAUGCGGCCCAGUUUCCUCGGCAGUCGCUUCCUACCCAAGAUUUGGCAUGGCUUGGUCGUGAAUUGACAGCGCCUUUUCCGUCGGCGACGGACAAGGCCAGAGCUAUAUUUACUUGGCUUCACUACAAUAUCAAGUACGAUGUUGACGCUUUUUUCAACAACCGCGUGCAGCCGACUACCCCGUCCAAAACAUUGGCCACAGGUCUGGCGGUUUGCGAGGGUUAUGCCGGCCUCUUUUCCGUCUUGGCAACUCACGCUGGCCUAGAAGCACUAGUCAUUGGUGGUGAUGGCAAAGGUUUCGGACACACUCAGCUCACUCCAGGCUCGCCUCUCCCGCCUUUCUCGUCAAGCCAUGCAUGGAAUGUGGUUAAGAUCGACGGCGGAAAAUGGAAGCUGAUCGAUCCAUGCUGGGGCGCAGGAGCUGUGCAAGGCAAAGGACAGCCAUACAUCCAAAGAUUCGACCCGACUCAUUUUACCAAAUCCAACGACGAGUUUGGCCUAUCACACUACCCGGCGGAGAAAGAUCAAUUCUACACUGACGAUGGCCGUCCUGGUAUGAGCUGGGAGGCUUACCUUCUUCAAGACCACAGCAAACCCUUUGGUCUCGUACAGCCAACUAUUUUCACCACUGCGCACGAGGAAGGAUUCAGUGAUCGCUCGUUUCUACCAGCCUGCGAGACCAUCUCUGUUCACCUGCAGGGCCCGCUUCGGUUCCAGUUUAAUCUCAAGUGCGAGCACUGGACAAUCACCAAGCACAGCAAGAAGAGCGCUCCAUAUCUAUUUCUACUACAUACGCACGGCGUGGACGGGCGCAAAGACGAAAUGGUCCCUUUUACAUAUGUCCGCGGCACCGGACCGCAGGGCGGUGGUGAUGUUUGGUAUGUCGACAUUGAAGACCCAAGGAUUCUGGGCGCGCCAGGCCAAAAGCUGUCAAUUGCAAAUAUCACUAGCUUUGGCUCGCAAAAGGAGACUCGGGGCUUGUCUGCACAGGAAUACAAGGCCCAGGCAGGACGCAUCAGUAUGGGAUGGUCGUAUAUUGCGCAGUGGGAGCUGGUUGCAUGA